Molecule: messenger RNA, 6662 nt
Organism: Pararge aegeria (speckled wood butterfly)
Lineage: Eukaryota; Metazoa; Arthropoda; Insecta; Lepidoptera; Nymphalidae
Gene: SC1
Product: sodium channel protein 60E
Exons: 28
Coding region: 48-6545 (2165 amino acids)
Biological process (GO): neuronal action potential; sodium ion transmembrane transport; membrane depolarization during action potential
Cellular component (GO): voltage-gated sodium channel complex; plasma membrane
Molecular function (GO): voltage-gated sodium channel activity; protein binding
Source: RefSeq, a predicted model, not a curated record
CGGUCCGCAAAUAGUGCCGGCCGGGGCGAUGGGCUCGACGUAGCGGUAUGGAGGAGGACGAGAGGCGGCUGUCGUUCCCGCCGCCGGCGCCGCUGAACUCGCCCGGAGAAGAGAUAGAUGGCUCACGACUGCUUGGGGAAAUAGUGAGGACCCUCGAGGCCACGAACCCGGAGGCCGCGGCGCCGCUCGUGGCGUCGCAGUCCCGAGAUGCGCUUGACGCGCCGGAAGAGAAGCCCAAGCGGGAGGAGUUGCGGAUCGCGCUCGAUGUUACCUUCUCGGAGUCGGUGGGGCGGAGCGACGGUGAGCCGCGGGCGGUCGUCACUCCGUUCACGCGCGAGUCCGCGAAGCGAGCCGGAUCGCGCGGUGCACAGCUCGUGCGGGAGUUCGGGUUCAUGCCUCGGCGCAGGCUUAGUGUGGAAGACGGAGCUCGCCUGCCGAGAAAGUUCGAACCCUUCCCGCCCAAGCUGUACGGGCGUCCGCUCGAGGAGAUCGACAACUUCAUUUACGAUGAGACUUUCUGUGUGGUGUCAAAGCGGUUCCGCAAGAACUACAUCCACCGGUUCACGGCGACUCGAUCGCUGUUUUGGUGGUCGCCAUGGUCGCCUGUGCGGCGGGCGUGCGUCUACCUCUCCACCAAUCAGUACUUCGAUUACUUCGUCAUGGCCACCAUCCUGCUCAACUGUGUCUUCCUCGCCAUGUCGGAGACCAUCGAAGAGGCUGAAUACAUAUUUCUGGCGAUCUACACGGCGGAGAUGAUUAUCAAGUGCAUCGCGAAGGGUUUUAUAUUGAACAAGUACACGUAUCUGCGGAACCCGUGGAAUUGGUUGGACUUCGUCGUCAUCACGUCCGGGUAUGCGACCAUUGGCAUGGAGGUCGGCAACCUGGCCGGGUUGAGGACCUUCAGGGUGCUGAGAGCUUUGAAGACUGUUUCUAUUAUGCCAGGCUUGAAGACUAUCAUCAACGCAUUACUCCACUCGUUCAAGCAGCUCGCCGAGGUAAUGACCUUGACGAUCUUUUGUUUGAUGGUGUUUGCGUUGUUCGCGCUGCAAGUCUACAUGGGUGAGCUGAGAAACAAAUGCGUGCAGGAUCUGAUCGUGCCGGCUGGGGAAAACUUCACGGAAGAAAUGUGGUCGAGUUGGAUAAGCGACCCUACACAUUGGAUGGUGGAUCUUGAAGAAGUGCCUAUAAUCUGCGGGAACCUGACCGGUGCGCGGCACUGUCCCCCGCAGUUCACCUGCCUGUGCGUUGGACCCAAUCCCAACCACGGCUACACAAACUUUGACAACUUCCUCUGGUCAAUGCUAACCACGUUUCAACUGAUCACACUCGACUACUGGGAGAACGUUUACAAUAUGGUGUUAUCGUCUUGCGGACCUAUGUCGGUGUCCUUCUUCACUGUGGUGGUAUUUUUCGGCUCCUUCUACCUCAUCAACCUGAUGUUGGCCGUCGUAGCACUUAGUUAUGAAGAGGAAUCGCAAAUCACUCAAGAGGAAAGGAAGAAAGACCUCAAUGAACACAGAGACGACUCAACUUUUAGCUUCGACCCCUCAUCCUUGUCUGUUAGAACGCUAGCGAAGGACUCCAAGAAGCGUAUAGACGCCAGAAAAGGUCUGCUACUAGCCUCGUACUCAAGAAAACGGACGAGAAGACGCAAACGUGGCAAGAGUACUAUUCAUCAUGGUAAUACAGUGACCGGAGCCACAGAAAGGUCCAGGUCGAGAUCGCGGUCAGUGACCCCGAGUGGAUCACCGCCGCCGCUACCUGCGCUUGCGCCUCCACCCCCGCCCCCUCAUACGUUGCACCCAGAUAACGCCUUAGGCCGUGGUGCACUAAGCGUCGCCGGUCGACAGCUCAGUGAUCACAGCAAUAACCGGGAGUCCUCACUAGACGACUCCGGUGUCGUGGAUGACCAUGAUGAUGGCGAGCACACCUCCGACGACCAAGCGCCGCAUCCACACCGAAGGCACCUACUUCCGCAUCCACCUACUUCACUACCUAUUAAACAAGAAACUAAAAAACCAGAAACGAAGCUUAAGAAUGGUUCCAAAACAGAAAUACAAUCGGACCAAACAAAAAAAGGCGAAAAAGGCAGCAUUGAAGAAAAAUAUCCGCUUAACCCCGACUACCUUAAUCAGAUAGUGGUUCUAGAUGAACUUGUGGACAGAAACUGUGAGUGCUGCGUCACUUGUUGCAUAGACUAUGAAGGAUGGCUGCAGUUCCAAAACGGAUUGUAUGGAAUUGUAAAGGAUCCGCUAUUUGAACUGUUUAUAACUACAUGCAUAGUUCUCAAUACACUAUUCUUGGCUCUUGAGCAUCAUGGUAUGAGUGAAAAUGUUAGACAAGCUUUAGACAUAGGAAAUAAGGUUUUCACGUCAAUAUUUACGUUAGAAUGUAUUAUGAAAGUUAUGGCAAUGAGUAAAGAUUAUUUCGCUUGUGGGUGGAACAUAUUCGACUUGAUUAUCGUUUCAGCUAGUCUCCUGGAUCUUAUAUUUGAGCUUGUAGAUGGUCUGUCAGUGUUAAGAGGCCUGAGAUUGUUACGAGUAUUAAAAUUAGCCCAAUCAUGGACUACAAUGAAAGUGUUAUUAAGUAUUAUAAUAUCUACAAUAGGUGCUCUUGGUAACUUGACGUUCGUGCUAGUUAUAGUUAUAUACAUAUUUGCUGUUAUCGGUAUGCAGUUGUUUUCGAAAUCAUACACUCAUGAAAAGUUUGAUCCGGAUCCCGUGCCCAGGUGGAACUUCAACGACUUUUUCCACUCGUUCAUGAUGAUAUUUCGCAUACUUUGUGGAGAAUGGAUAGAGCCACUUUGGGAUUGCAUGCGUGCAGAGCAAGAAACUGGCGCGGAAAGUUGCUUCUUCAUUUUCCUUCCUGCGCUCGUAAUGGGAAACUUCAUGGUGCUCAACCUCUUUCUUGCCUUGUUGCUUAAUAGCUUUAACAGUGAGGAGUUAAAGAAUAAAAAAGAGGAAGUAGGUGAAGAUUCAAAAUUAGCUAAAAGUUUUGAUAGAAUACGUUCAAUAGUAAGAAAAAAAGGUUUCCUUAUAUCUAAAAGUAAAGAGACUGAAAAAAAAUCUAAAUUAGAAGAGUUAGUUAAUGAAUUCAUGAUGCAACAUCGGGCUAUGAAGGAGAACACAACGCCAAUUCCACCAGAACAGAGGUACUCUACUUCAGUUCAAGAAACGAUUUUAUUUCCUCAUGACAAUAUUUAUAGUCAUAGUUAUCAAGAAGCGUUAAACAGGCCUAUAUCUGUAGGUUCCGACUUUGGCUAUCCGCACCUCUACCAAGCAGGGAAUAACUUCAACCAUGGCAGUCAGGAAACUCUAAAAGAUGUACGAGAUUUAGCAGCAGAACAUAAGAUCACUAGCAUACGAGAAGAUUCUAAAGAAAACCUUGAUGAAUCCACUUCAACUGACCAAAUCGCAGUUCAAAAACUAUUAAACCAAAUGUCAUCUGGAUACCAUACACAACCUUCAGACUCGCGAGAUGAAUUUGAACAGUACGAGAUGGCACAAAUAUCUUGUAAAACAACACCAGAAAAAUUUAAGCGCCAAGUAUUAGGUGUAAGCAUAGGAGGGGUAGAUCUGGCUAAAAAUCUUAGUAGAGAAGCAGUAAAGCGACCUGAUGAGGAAGAUAUGAAACAUCCCUGGCAAACUUUGGUCUCAUAUGUAGAUGAAAUAACCGUAGGUGGAAGAAAGAACUCCAAAGGCCAAUACAUGGACCCGACGGGAAAAUUUCCAGGUUUUGGAAAAAGUAAGGAGCCGAAAGACCCUGAAAAUUGUUUUCCUAAACAAUGUUAUAAACAAUGUACUUGUUGGGACGCUUGCAUUCAGACAAAGUUAGGUCAAAGAUGGAUGUUAAUUCGUACAUAUAUUCUUCGUUAUGUUGAUACGCCAGCAUUUGAGUGGUUCGUGUUAGUUCUAAUCUUCGCUUCAAGCAUCACUUUAUGUUUUGAAGAUAUACAUCUAGAAAAAAAUAAACCACUCAAGAAAAUACUUUACUGGACAAAUCUAAGUUUUUGCAUGAUCUUUGUUAUAGAAAUGUUUUUCAAAUGGAUAGCGCUGGGUUUCUAUAGAUAUUUUACGAGUUUUUGGACUUUGCUAGAUUUUACUAUAGUUUUCGUGUCAGUGUUUAGUUUGUUAAUAGAAGAAAAUGAAAAUUUGAAGGUAUUAAGGUCGCUACGGACAUUGCGGGCACUAAGGCCACUAAGAGCUAUUUCCCGGUGGCAAGGAAUGCGUAUAGUUGUAAAUGCAUUGAUGUAUGCAAUACCUAGUAUAUUCAACGUACUAUUAGUAUGUUUAGUUUUUUGGUUGAUAUUUUCCAUUAUGGGAGUGCAGUUUUUUGGGGGAAAGUUUUUCAAGUGUGUGGAUGCAGAAGGUGACAUAUUACCAUUAGAGGUAGUUAAUGAUAAAUGGGAGUGCUACUACAAUAAUUUUACAUGGAUAAACUCUAAAAUAUCCUUUGACCACGUCGGCGUAGCCUAUUUAGCUUUAUUUCAAGUAGCUACAUUUGAGGGAUGGAUGGAAGUAAUGGCUGAUGCUGUGGAUGCGCGAGGAGUAGAUUUACAGCCGGCGAGAGAGGCCAAUCUUUACGCAUACAUAUAUUUCGUUAUUUUUAUAGUAUGCGGAUCGUUCUUCACAUUAAAUCUAUUUAUAGGAGUAAUUAUAGAUAAUUUUAAUAUGCUCAAGAAAAAGUAUGAAGGUGGUGUACUCGAAAUGUUUCUAACGGAAAGCCAAAAACAUUAUUACACUGCUAUGAAGAAACUAGGUAGAAAAAAGCCCCAGAAAGUAAUAAAAAGGCCAAGAAAUCAAUUUCUAGCGAUGUUCUAUGACUUAUCAAAUUCUCGAAGAUUCGAAAUAGCUAUAUUUGUUCUAAUAUUUCUAAAUAUGCUUACUAUGGGUAUAGAGCAUUACGACCAACCUCAUUCGGUUUUCUUCGUAUUAGAAGUUAGUAACGCGUUUUUUACAACAGUUUUUGGCUUAGAGGCUAUAGUUAAGAUAGUCGGUCUACGUUAUCAUUAUUUCACAGUUCCUUGGAACGUUUUUGAUUUUUUGCUAGUUUUAGCUUCGAUCUUAGGCAUCCUAAUGGAGGAUAUUAUGAUAGACUUACCAAUAUCCCCUACACUUCUAAGAGUGGUCAGAGUUUUUCGCAUAGGGAGAAUUUUAAGACUGAUUAAAGCCGCUAAAGGCAUAAGAAAACUGUUGUUUGCGUUGGUGGUGUCCCUACCAGCUCUGUUCAACAUCGGUGCCUUGCUAGCCCUGAUUACCUUUAUCUAUGCGAUCAUCGGUAUGUCCGUAUUUGGUCACGUUAAGGAGCAGGGCGCCCUAGAUGACAUUGUCAAUUUUCAAACUUUCGGUAGGAGUAUGCAACUACUUUUUCGCCUUAUGACGUCAGCGGGUUGGAACGAUGUCCUAGAGUCUUUAAUGAUUCAGCCCCCAAAAUGCGAGUUGGGCGAUCAUGGCCACUCUAAUGGAAAUUGUGGGAGUCCAUUACUAGCAAUAACAUAUUUUACUUCAUUCAUAAUAAUUAGUUAUAUGAUAGUUAUCAACAUGUACAUUGCAAUCAUUCUCGAGAAUUUCAAUCAGGCUCAUCAAGAGGAAGAAAUUGGUAUUGUGGAAGAUGAUUUGGAAAUGUUCUACAUACGUUGGUCGAAGUACGAUCCACAUGCUACUCAAUUCAUAAGUUUUGCUCAACUAUCAGAUUUUAUAGCUUCUUUAGAUCCCCCACUAGGCAUAUCGAAGCCAAAUACUGUAGCACUCGUCAGCUUUAACUUGCCUAUUGCUAGAGGCAAUAAAAUCCAUUGUUUGGACAUCUUACAUGCACUUGUUAAGCAUGUACUAGGUCACGUGGAGGAAACAGACACUUUCAGGCAACUCCAAGAACAAAUGGAUAUUAAAUUCAAGAAACAGUUUCCUACGAGAAAAGAAUUAGAGAUAGUUUCUUCAACGAGGAUAUGGAAGAGAGAAGAUAAAGCAGCGCGAACCAUACAACGGUCAUUCAGAGAAUAUAUCAAGAGAAAAAACCGUAGUCCAUCGCAAGAAGAAGAGGAAGAAAGCACUAAGUGGUCACCAGGUCACGGGUGGGGAGGUAAAUUAAGCGCGUUGCUUCAUGUGCGAAGAGGAUCACACGCGUCCAGCAGAAAGUCUUCAAGGGCGUCUGAAGGUUCCGACUUGAGUGAUAUAGGAGGAGCUUGGCUAAAUUUGCCACUCUUGUUAUUACCAGGAACUGCUCCAAAUGAUCAGCCGAGUGGAUCAGAGCCAGCUCCAGCACGGAGAAGAUCAGCGUACGGUUUGCCACUGUUCUUGAGGCAUCAAGACGCAGUAGACGAAGACGUCGGCCCGAAACGAGCAGGCUCACUUCGUCUGAGCUCCCGGAGAAGUUCGGCAAGACGCCCAACGCCCCCUGCUAGAGCCAGCACGCCUUCUCCGCACGCAAGCAGCGCCGUGAGCAUCCUCGUCACUGAAGCAUCCCCUGAUACCGCCCCCCCACCUGCAGCACCCCCAACAGUCGUUCGAGUACUCGUUCAUCGUGAAAGUGACGAGCAACCCAGCUGAUCUACGACCGAAGAGCCUCCAGAGGCUCCGACAAACCCGUAGUAUUUAGUUAACUUAAGUACCAGGCUGACAUAAAGACAAAGUGAGUGUCAAAAGUUUUAAAGAUCGAAUAUUGUG